Ruditapes philippinarum (Manila clam) is the source of this 1945-nucleotide messenger RNA. RefSeq names its product retinoic acid receptor RXR-alpha-B-like. Gene Ontology annotation, cellular component: nucleus. The transcript has 7 exons. Gene Ontology annotation, molecular function: sequence-specific DNA binding; nuclear receptor activity; zinc ion binding. Bases 158 to 1417 code for a protein of 419 amino acids. Lineage: Eukaryota; Metazoa; Mollusca; Bivalvia; Venerida; Veneridae. Gene Ontology annotation, biological process: regulation of DNA-templated transcription; retinoic acid receptor signaling pathway. The record is from RefSeq and is a predicted model, not a curated record.
AAAUUCGAUAGUCGUUCCAUACCAUUGUUAAAAGUACACAGAAACAGUUUGACCGAUUUUGUGAUAAAUUUGUUAAAAUGGAAAACAAAUCAACAAGUUCAUACCUUGUAUGAAAACUUUCCUUACUUAGUUACAUAGAAGCAAUCCUUUAUCCAGUAUGGAGAAUGUAGAUUUGAAAUCAGACGGUGAUACUAGUUUACAUUACACAAACUCCGAUGAUUCCGAACCGGACGGAUAUCCUGAAGCCGUCGUGCAGACGGACAUAAGUUCUCCACCGAUGCCACAUGUUGUACAGGGAUCAUAUAAAGGAGUCAAGUUUGUCAUAGAGUCUAACGCAAGUGAAGUUGUUGCUGGUGAUUCAACGACUGUCGGUAUUGGUGGGGAUGCGGUAGAUGAAGGUCAAGGUCAUUUCCAGGCAUGCAUGAUCUGUGGAGACCGGGGAUCGGGAUAUCACUACUCAGUGUUAUCAUGUGAGGGCUGUAAAGGAUUCUUUAAAAGAACAGUGCAGAAAAACUUGUUUUAUGUCUGUAAAGUAAAUGGGGUGUGCUUGAUCAAUAAGAUGACCAGGAAUAAUUGCCAGUUCUGUCGUUUUCAGAAGUGUCUGCAGUAUGGCAUGAAAAGAGAAGCGGUGAGAGAAGAUAGAUCACCUGGUGGCAAACAUCGUACAAAGAAGCCCCGCUUUGACAGUUCCAUGGAAGAUGAUAACUUUUCUAAGCUUGUUGAAAAUAAACAGAAAUUGGAGGAUGACCACAAUGAGCUUAUUAAUGUAUUACUGGCAUCCCAACCUGACAAAAUCCCUGAUAAUGAAUUUCAAGGGAGGUCAGCGAGCGAGAUUUCUAUAGAAGAGUUGAUGCAGUUUGGAUAUUCUGAACUGAAAUAUAUCAUUGAGUGGGCUAAAAAAGUUCCUAAUUUCCGUUUGUUCACAAUGGAAGAUCAGAUGGCAUUAUUGAAGUCAGCUUUCAUGGAACUUAAUGUAAUUAGACUGUCAUACAGAUCAAUGGAAUAUGACGAUGCACUUAGGUUUGCAGAUAACAUUAUUGUGCCAAGGUCAGUGUGUGCCACAAUGGGUUGGGGACAGGAGCUCGUACAUGCUACCCUAGAGUUUGCUACCAGACUAAAGGAGCUAGAUCUGGACAAGGUGGAAUUUGCAUUGAUGAAUGCCAUUGUGCUGACUUACCCUGAUGCUAUUGGUCUAAGUGAUAAGAGUAAAGUGAUUGGUAUCCAGACAAAGUUUCUCGACACACUGAGACGCUACGUCUGCGUUAAAUACAGCAGUGAUAAGGGGAGAUUCGGGAAACUUCUGCUGCGUCUGCCAACUCUUCGAACAUUGAGUGCAAAAGCUGCUGAGAGGUUUCUCUCGUUAACACUGGAAGGUGUUUUACCGUUGAAUGAUCUCGUGCAGGAAAUGAUGUGUUGACUGGUUUGAUGAUUUUAUAGUGUGAUACAGUCAUGUAAUACGUGUUCUUAUCACACACCUGUGUCGCUUUUGUGACUUUGUAAAAACGGUAUUGCACGACUGUGCAUAUUUUUUGACGUAACAUCGUUUGCGUUAAAAACAUAGCGUAAGGACGCAUUUAAUGGCAGAUUGCUACAAAGUGAUCUUUUUUUUUAGUGUAAACAGUUUUUUAUAUGUGAUAAUAAAUAUUAUAGUUGUGUAGCUUCAUUACUGAAUUUAUUGAAUAAAAAUUUUUUUGCUGGCCAGAGGUUGGUAUAAUAUAAUUUUAUUCAACUUGUUCAAUAAAGACAGUAUUGAAUCUACACUCAUUAAAUGUUUUCUAUAUAUGACAUACUUGAUUACAUAAAGAAUUCAGGGUUGUGCCAAGACAUGAUCAUUUUGAGAAUAGUUUUAUUCAAUACUGAUAUUCUAUAUUGAAUAUUAAAUUUUGAAGAAUAGUUUUAAUCUAUACUGAUAUUCCACAUUGAAUAUUAAAUUUUGAAGAAUAGU